AUGGAGGCUGGAUUUUACAUGGUGGUUCUUACUUGCUUGCUCCUCGGGAACUCAGAAGGGUUUCAGAUUGUCCACGUACAGAAGCAACAGUGCCUUUACAAAAAUAAGAUGGUGGCCAUGGGCACAUGCAAUGGGACCAACCAAGACCAACAGUGGAUGUGGACUGAAAAUGACAAGCUCCUCCAUAUUAAAUCCACCCUUUGCCUGGGCAUCUCUAAUUCCUCUCGUGGCCCUCUCCGCACAGUCAUCUUGACCCAGUGCUCUCAGGCACCCCAAUGGACCUGUUAUGAGCAGGGAGGGCUCCUUGAGAUGGAGAAUACUUCUCUCUUUCUCAGGAAACAAGGCCCCAAGGUAACAGUCAAGAAGGACAAAAAGUACCCCCAUAGCUGGAUGAAAAUGGACGUCAAUGAGAAGGGAAAACUGGUCAAUGAGAGUCUCUGCUUGAAAACAGCUCACCUGGGAGCACAAGUUUCAGUGAGAAGCACUAGACACACCGAUCGUCCCCAAAUCCUUACUACUGCUACUGCAGUUACUUAUAGCAUGGAAAACCUUGUUAGGAAUGUCACAUUGGCCAUCAUGAAGAGUGCUGCAGAAAUCUACAGUCUAAGCAGCAGUGAGGCGCAGAGCCCCCGCCUACAGACAGCUGGGACCACAGAGACACCGUGGGUCCGAAGCACCACCCAGGCUUUCUCCAGCACCACUGCCCAGGCUGAAGUGGGAGAGCCAGUGAGAUGCAAUGUCACCGUGAUAGAGACCAGCGUCUCCAGCCGGUCCAUGUCUCUCCAGUGGAAAACUUUGGGGUCACCUUGUAACUUUAGCCUCAUCUCUAACAGUGACACCGCGUGGUGUUACCCCAUCCAGAUAGGCAACUUCACCUAUGAAUGUAACCAGAAGGAUCUGCAGCCGGGAACCGUCUAUAACCUCAGGAUUGUGUCUUUGGAUGGAGAAGAGACAACUGUGGUCUUACAAACAGAUCCUUUGCCUCCUCCUAGGUUUGAAGUCAACAGAGAGAAAACCACUUCAACCAGCUUAAGCGUUUGGUGGACUCCUUCUCCUGGGAAAGUUACCUGGUAUGAAGUACGCUUGUGUGAUGAUAACAACCAAAAGAUACAGGAGGCCCGAAUUCCGGAAAAUAGUUCCUCCACGGAAUUUACUUUUUUUAACCUCACUGCUGGUAAUAAAUAUAAUGUUGCCAUCACAGCUGUUUCUGGAGAGAAACGUUCCUCUAUAAUUUAUACCAAUGGAUCAACAGUGCCUUCUCCAGUGAAAGAUGUUGGUAUUGUUACAAAACCCAAUGCCCUCCUGAUUUCCUGGUCCCAUGGCUCUGGGAAUGUGGAGCAAUACCAGCUAAUGUUAAUGGAUAGAGGGAUUCUAGUUCACAGCGACACAGUGGACAAGCAUGCUACUUCCUACACUUUUCAUGGACUCACUCCUGGACACCUCUACAAUCUUUCAAUUGUGACUGAGGCUGCAGGACUGCAAAGCUACAAAUUGAAACUAAUCAGGACAGCCCCAAUGGAAGUCUCAAAUUUGAAGGUGACAAAUGAUGGCAGUUUGACCUCUCUCAAAGUCAAAUGGCAAAAACCUCUUGGAGAUGUGGAUUCCUACAACAUUACCCUGUCUCACCAAGGGACCGUCAGGGAAUCCAGAAUAUUAGCACCUCAGGUUACUGAAACUCACUUUAAAGAUUUAACCCCUGGACGCCUUUAUCAGGUCACCAUCAGCUCUAUCUCUGGAGAAUUUUCUACUCAGAAGAUGGCAGUUGGCAGAACAGUUCCAGAGAAAGUUGGGAAGCUGGAGGCGAAUAGCAAGAGUUGGACGAAGUCCCUCAUAGUGAGCUGGCUGCCCCCUGCUGGCGACUGGGAGCAGUACCGUAUUGUGCUCUUCAAUGAUUCUGUGGUGCUGCUCAACACCACUGUGGAAAAGGAGGAAACACAGUAUGUCCUGGACAAUAUAGGGCUCAUACCAGGAAGACAGUAUGAUAUAGAAGUCAUUGUUGAGAGUGGAAAUCUGAAGAAUUCGGAGCAUUGCCAAGGCAGAACAGUCCCCUCAGCUGUCCUCCAGCUUCGUGUCAAACAUGCCAAUGAAACCUCCCUGAGCAUCAUGUGGCAGACCCCUGUCGCCGAGUGGGAGAAGUACAUCAUUUCACUAGCUGAUGGGGACCUCUUGCUCAUCCACAAGUUGCUCUCCAAAGAUGCCAAAGAAUUCACUUUUACUGACCUGGUGCCUGGGCGAAAAUAUGUGGCUACAGUUGCUAGUAUCAGUGGAGACUUGAAAAAUCCAUCAUUAGUAAAAGGAAGAACAGUGCCUGCCCAAGUGACUGGCUUGCAUGUGGCCAACCAAGGGACCACCAGCAGUCUGUUUACUAACUGGACCCGAGCUCUGGGAGACAUUGAUUUCUACCAAGUUUUACUGAUCCAUGAAAACGUGGUCAUCAAAAAUGAAAGCGUCCCCAGUGACACCAGUCAAUACAGCUUCCACUCCCUCAAAUCUGGCAGCCUCUACUCCGUGGUGGUAACAACAGUUAGUGGAGGAAUCUCUUCACGACAAGCUGUGGUCGAGGGGAGAACAGUUCCUUCCAGCGUGAACGGGGUCACAGUGAACAAUUCCGGCCGUAAUGACUACCUCAGCAUUUCCUGGCUGCCAGCCUCCGGAGACGUGGAUAACUAUGUGGUGACACUCUCACAUGACAAGGUGGUUCAGUCCCUUCUAAUUCCAAAGUCUGUCAGUGAAUGUUCCUUCAGCUCCCUCACUCCAGGCCGCCUCUACAAUGUGACCAUAACCACCCAGAGUGGCAAGUAUGAAAAUCAUUCUUACAGCCAAGAACGGACAGUGCCUGACAAGGUCCAAGGAGUUAGUAUUAGCAACUCAGCCAGAAGUGACUAUUUAAAGGUAUCCUGGGUGCAUGCUACUGGAGACUUUGAUCAUUAUGAAGUCACCAUUAAAAACAAAAACAACUUCAUUCAAACCAAAAGCAUUCUCAAGUCUGAGAACGAGUGUGUCUUUGUUAAGCUAGUCCCUGGGCGAUUGUACAGUGUCACAGUUACAACAAAAAGUGGACAAUAUGAAGCCAGUGAACAAGGCAAUGGAAGAACAAUCCCUGAGCCAGUUAAGAAUUUAACACUGCGGAAUAGGAGUACCGAGGACCUGCAGGUAACCUGGACACUAGCUGAUGGGGAUGUCGACCAGUAUGAGAUCCAGCUGCUCUUCAAUGACAUGAAAGUAUUUCCUCCUUUUCACCUUGUAAAUACUGCAACUGAAUAUCUAUUCAGCUCCCUUACACCAGGGCGCCAGUACAAAAUCCUCGUUUUGACCAUCAGUGGAGAUGUACAGCAAUCAACCUUCAUUGAGGGCCUAACAGUUCCUAGUGCUGUCAAAAAUAUUCACAUCUCUCCCAAUGGGGCAACAGACAGCCUGACAGUAAACUGGACACCCGGUGGGGGAGAUGUUGAUUCCUACACAGUGACAGUGUUCAGGAAGAACCAGAAGGUCGAGUCCCAGACUAUCCCCAAACACGUCUAUGAGCACACGUUUCACAGACUGGAGGCUGGGGAGCAGUACCAGAUUGUGGUGACCUCCAUCAGCGGGUCCCUGACAAACCAGAUUGAUGCACUCGGGAGAACAUUUCCAGCAUCUGUCCAGGGAAUAGCUGCAGAUAAUGCAUACAGCAGUCAUUCCCUAAUAGUAAGUUGGCAAAAAGCUGCCGGUGUGUCCGAAAGAUAUGAUAUCCUGCUGCUAAAUGAAAACGGGAUUCUUCUGAGCAACACAUCAGAGCCAGCCACUGCAAAGCAACAUAAAUUUGAAGAUCUAACUCCAGGAAAGAAAUACAAGAUCCAGAUCCUAACAGUCAGCGGCAUUCUCUUUAGUAAAGAAGCCCAAACUGAAGGCCGGACAGUCCCGGCAGCUGUCACCAAUCUAAAGAUCACAGAGAAUUCCACCAGACACCUGUCCUUCAGCUGGACCACCUCAGAGGGAGAGCUCAACUGGUACAACAUCUUUCUGUAUAACCCAGAUCGGACUCUUCAGGAGAGAGCGCAAGUUGACCCUCAAGUGCAGAGCUUCUCUUUCCAGAACUUACUACAAGGCAGGAUGUACAAGAUGGUGAUUGUCACUCACAGUGGAGAGUUAUCUAAUGAGUCCUUCAUAUUUGGGAGAACAGUGCCAGCCUCUGUAAGUAACCUCAAAGGGUCCAAUCGGAACAUGACAGACAGCCUCUGGUUCAGCUGGACUCCAGCCUCUGGCGACUUCGACUAUUAUGAGCUGAUCCUCUACAACCCCAAUGGCACCAAGAAGGAGAACUGGAAAGACAGGCAUGUGACUGAAUGGAGUUUUCAUCGCCUCGUUCCUGGAAGGAAGUACACGCUGUGGGUGGUAACGCACAGUGGGGAUCUCACCAACGUGGUCACAGGGGAGAGCAGAACAGCCCCAAGUCCUCCCAGUUUUAUGAGAUUUACUGAUGUUGCAAACACAUCCCUGGUUAUUACCUGGAAGGUGCCCCCAGACUGGACAGACUAUGAUGACUUUGAAUUGCAGUGGUUGCCAAAAGACACACUCUCUGUCAUCAACCCCUACUUCAACAAAAAAUCAGAAGUACGCAUCGUGAACGGUCUUCGCCCAGGGAGAUCUUAUCAAUUCAGUGUCAAGACUGUCAGUGGCAAUUCUUGGAAAACCUACAGCAAACCAGUUUUUGGAUCCGUGAGGACAAGGCCAGACAAGAUACAAAACCUACAUUGCCGGCCUCAGAACUCAACUGCCAUCGCCUGUUCCUGGAUCCCUCCAGAUUCGGACUUUGAUGGGUAUAGCAUUGAGUGCCGGAAAAUGGACACACAAGAAGUUGAGUUUUCCAGAAAGCUGGAGAAAGAAAAAUCUUUGCUCAACAUCAUGAUGUUGGUACCCCAUAAGAGGUACCUGGUGUCCAUUAAGGUGCAGUCUGCCGGCAUGACCAGCGAGGUGGUUGAGGACAGCACCAUCACAAUGAUAGACCGGCCCCCUCCUCCACCUCCACACAUCCGUGUGAAUAAGAAGGACGUGCUCAUUAGCCAAUCUUCCAUCAACUUCACUUUCAACUGCAGCUGGUUCAGCGACACCAAUGGAGCAGUGAAAUACUUCACAGUGGUCGUGAGAGAGGCUGAUGGCAGUGACGAGCUGAAGCCGGAACCACAGCACCCUCUGCCUUCCUACCUGGAAUACAGGCACAAUGCCUCCAUUCGAGUGUAUCAGACGAAUUAUUUUGCAAGCAAAUGUGCUGAAAGUCCGGACGGCAACUAUAAAAGUUUUAACAUUAAACUUGGAGCAGAGAUGGAGAGCCUGGGUGGAAAAUGCGAUCUCCAUCAGCAAAAAUUUUGUGAUGGACCACUGAAGCCACGCACUGCCUACAGAAUCAGCAUUCGGGCUUUCACACAGCUGUUUGAUGAGAAUCUGAAGGAAUUCACCAAACCACUCUAUUCAGACACAUUUUUCUCUUUGCCUAUCACCACUGAGUCAGAGCCCUUGUUUGGAGUUAUUGAAGGUGUAAGUGCUGGCUUGUUCUUAAUUGGCAUGCUGGUGGCUGUCGCUGCCUUAUUCAUCUGCAGACAGAAAGUUAGCCAUGGCCGGGAAAGGCCCUCAGCUCGCUUGAGCAUCCGCAGGGACCGGCCUUUAUCUGUCCACUUGAACCUGGGCCCAAAAGGCAACCGGAAAACAUCUUGCCCAGUAAAAAUUAACCAGUUUGAAGGGCAUUUUAUGAAGCUACAGGCUGACUCCAACUACCUUCUAUCCAAGGAAUACGAGGACUUAAAGGACGUAGGUCGAAACCAAUCAUGUGACAUUGCACUCUUACCAGAGAAUAGAGGGAAAAAUCGAUAUAACAAUAUAUUGCCCUAUGAUGCCUCACGAGUGAAGCUGUCCAAUGUCGAUGAUGACCCUUGCUCCGACUACAUCAAUGCCAGCUACAUUCCUGGCAACAACUUCAGAAGAGAAUACAUUGCUACUCAAGGGCCACUUCCGGGCACCAAGGAUGACUUCUGGAAAAUGGCGUGGGAACAGAACGUUCACAAUAUUGUCAUGGUGACCCAGUGUGUCGAGAAGGGCCGCGUCAAGUGUGACCAUUACUGGCCAACAGACCAGGAUCCCCUCUACUAUGGAGACCUCAUCCUGCAGAUGAUCUCAGAGUCUGUGCUACCAGAGUGGACCAUCAGGGAGUUUAAGAUCUGCAGCGAGGAACAGCUCGACUCGCAAAGACUGAUCCGCCACUUUCACUUUACGGUGUGGCCAGACCACGGAGUCCCCGAGACCACCCAGUCCCUUAUCCAGUUUGUAAGAACCGUCAGAGACUAUGUCAACAGAACCCCAGGGAGCGGGCCCACUGUGGUGCACUGCAGUGCUGGCGUGGGUAGGACUGGGACGUUCAUUGCAUUGGACCGGAUCCUUCAGCAGCUAGACUCCAAAGACUCUGUGGACAUCUAUGGCGCAGUAAAUGACCUAAGACUUCACAGAGUUCACAUGGUCCAGACGGAGAGUCAGUAUGUAUACCUCCAUCAGUGUGUAAGAGAUGUCCUCAGAGCAAGAAAGUUACGGAGUGAACAAGAAAACCCCUUGUUUCCAAUCUAUGAAAAUGUGAAUCCAGAUUACCACAGAGUCCAGACAUUGGCAAGGCUGGACCAGGGCUGGAGGAUGUGCCUCAAGGUGGCUCUGUCACAGGUGGCUGAGAGGAGGUCUCAAUUUAGUACCAUAAGAAGUGAUAUUUAUAUUUAA
This is a messenger RNA of Elephantulus edwardii (Cape elephant shrew), 6732 nucleotides long. RefSeq names its product protein tyrosine phosphatase, receptor type, B (gene PTPRB). Lineage: Eukaryota; Metazoa; Chordata; Mammalia; Macroscelidea; Macroscelididae. The record is from RefSeq and is a predicted model, not a curated record. The transcript has 34 exons. Gene Ontology annotation, biological process: protein dephosphorylation; angiogenesis. Gene Ontology annotation, molecular function: cadherin binding; protein tyrosine phosphatase activity. Bases 1 to 6732 code for a protein of 2243 amino acids.